Molecule: messenger RNA, 2549 nt
Organism: Patiria miniata (bat star)
Lineage: Eukaryota; Metazoa; Echinodermata; Asteroidea; Valvatida; Asterinidae
Product: myosin heavy chain, non-muscle-like
Exons: 9
Coding region: 487-1455 (322 amino acids)
Source: RefSeq, a predicted model, not a curated record
UUCCGUACCCGUUGUAAGGUUUCGUACUUCUGUCCAAUCAGAGUAACCGUUUUUGCAAACUAGGAAGCGCAGAGCAGCCGCCAUUUUGUAUUUCAGCAGACGAACUCCUGAAUUUUGCUGGAAAAAUUAUGUCUGUAUCUCAGUCUCAGACUAUAUUUGGUGCCAUGAGUAUUUCAGGUUUUUUUAGGGAACGUGUGUAACUUGCAGUCCAGUCCACGAACAAGAAAACAAGAACAAAGACACCAAAAUAUCGGUGCAAAGUCGCGUCGAGGUGAAACUUUUUUGAGGUAACAGAAGUAAUGUGCAACUUCUUCUGUGCUUGAGCACUUUUGACAUCAGUGGUUGGCCGUUUCUUUUCACUUGUGGCUUGAUCAACAGUCAUGAGGUUUCUGGAGAAUGUUGGACUUGUACAUGUUCAAGACCAUCUCAUUCUACACAACUUAUGAUUGGAUAAAUCAACACCAUCAGUUGGGACACGGAUAAAGUAUGACAUCACCAAGAGCCAAUCACAAUGGCAGAACUUUAGGAAAUGUUCGCCUCGGCAACAAAUCAACGCUCUUUCCUCCUCUGACAAAGACUCUCGCUGAUUCAAACAAGGCAUACUUCCAGGAACAUCAUCUAAUGAUCCAUGGCGAUGCCCUGUCAACCCCUCCCAAAGCUACAGAGGAAAUUGUGUCACCGAGGUCAAUGACCUCAACACGACCCUUGACCUCAAGGUCAGAUCCAAACAGCAAGCCAGAAUUAAAGGAUCUUCAAACGAAAGACAAGCAGCAUCGCAAUCGCAUCCAGUCACUUCAGAGACUGAUUGAUCAACUGAGAGCGGAGCUUAAAUCCAAAGAGGAGGAGCUUGCUAGUACACAGGCCAGACUGCUGCAAAUUGAAGAACAUUACAAACGUCUGUAUGAGGAAGAGAAACAGUCACAUGGCAGAACGAAAGAAGAACUGGAGGCAACGAGGCAGGAACUGAAGGAGAAGACAAACUAUGUAGAACAGCUCAAGACACAGCAUGAACGACAAGUUGUGGAUAUCAAUGCAGCACAUGAGCAUAAGUUGUCGGCAUUAAGAUCAGAGAAAGACAAGGAAAUUAGUGACAGAGACACAAAGAUUGAGAAGAUGAAGAAACAGAUGGCUGACAUCUUGAAGGAUAACUCCUGGGAACGUCAGCAACAGCUGGAAGAGCUCACUAAAGAAUUGAAUAAAAUUUCCGACGAAGCCUCAGCAUUAAGAAUAAAAUGCAAGAGUUUGUCUACAAAAUCAAAGUCGUGUGAUAAUUGUAGUGCCAUGAAAGCAGAGUUGGAGAAGAAGACAAAGAAAUUAUCCGAGAGCGAGUUGACUGCUCAACAACUCAACGUAAUCUGCAAGAAGUUUGAAACGCAGCUGAAACAACAGGAUAUACUGCUGAAGGAUUUUGCAGUUAACAAGGGUUUCAAAACGGACUAUGAUCCAAGAAAAUGACACCCUCAGGUUUGAUGACUCAAAAUAAAAUUUCAGCCAUAGAGCAUUCAGAUGGUGCAUGAAGCAAGAAAACAUUGUAAUUUUUUUUUUUUUUACAACUUUACUUUUGAAAGAUAAUCCAAAGAUGUGUGCUCACGUUUCGGCUUGCAGUGUCGUGUUCCCCCUAUUCUUUCAGUACAGUAUCUUUGCACUUUCAAUGCACUUUUUGAGUUCUGUAUGGCAUGGAAUCGUAUUAAAAUAUUUCAGUUGCAGUACAUUAGGAAAGUGAGAAAAACCCAUGGAUCUCUUUUGGACAUCAUGACUCGUAUUAAAAAAUCUCAGGGUUUAGGUUUAACAUCCUAUCAGUUACUUAACAAAAUUUGAAGGUCUUGAACGACACAGAUUUUCUUCAUUUUUUUCCACUGCAUAUGAAAAUAAUGGUAUGAGAUUUAAUUUUGAAAUGGUUUGAUUUUGCAACUGAUCAAUGACAUUAUUUAAAGGAAGAAUUCAUGAUGAAUGAACUCUUUUGCACAUGACAAUCGGGGAAUGAAUUCACAAUAAUCACAGAAUUGAAGAUGAUAAACGCCACACUUUAUUUGGCACUUCAUUCGUUUCAGUGAAUGUUGAAGCACACGAACAGAAUUUGAUGUUAAUGGAUGCAAACAGUGUAGGGAAUAUUACAAAAAUGACAUUUUACGUAUCCUCAGAAAAGUUUAAAGCACAUUUUUAAGAUGAAGAUUAUUCAUGCAUUUGGCAUUUUAAAACUGUACAUAAAAAUGUAAAAGGAUAUAAUAUAUUGAGAAUGAUUUACAUGUAAAAUUAUAGUGCAUGAGAAUUACAACUAUAUACUAAGAAUAAUGAAUUUUUAGAAAUUUAGAAAAAAGUAAAAUUUGCUUAAAAAAGUGAGCUUCAUAAACAUUUGCAAGAAGUCAAAGAGCGCCCUCUAGUCCAUGCACAGAGCCAAUACUCAUUUUAUGAUGAUAAUGCAAAAUAUACCUCAAAGAAAGAGAAAAAUAACACGCAAAUCUUUAGCAUUCAAUGAUUUAUAUGGAUUUAAUUAUCUUGGAAAGAUUUCAAACCAAAGUUGGCAUCAAAGCAAUUGUUCCGUCCAUUUU